This is a messenger RNA of Lachancea nothofagi CBS 11611, 1419 nucleotides long. NCBI's taxonomy places the organism in Eukaryota, Fungi, Ascomycota, Saccharomycetes, Saccharomycetales, Saccharomycetaceae. The record is from the annotation of a GenBank genome assembly.
AUGGCUAAAUAUUCGACUUUUAGCUUAGCUUGUGUUUUGCUAUACUUGAAUGACGUGGCAACAGCAGCUAGCAUCAACUCCUACAAUGGUCUAGGCCUUACUCCACAGAUGGGAUGGGACAAUUGGAACGCUUUUGCAUGCGAAGUCAAUGAAGAGCUUCUCUUGGGAACCUCCGAAAAGAUUGUGCAGCUGGGUCUUCGUGAUCUUGGAUACAAGUACGUUAUUCUUGAUGAUUGCUGGUCCAGCGGCAGAGCGGCAAAUGGAAGUUUGGUAGCAGACUCUAAGAAAUUUCCCAAUGGCAUGAAGCACGUUGCGGAUGAAUUGCAUGGCAAGGAUUUACUUUUUGGUAUGUACUCUUCAGCCGGUGAGUACACCUGUGGUGGCUAUCCUGGCUCCCUGGACCACGAAGACGCAGAUGCCACUAGUUUUGCUUCUUGGGAUGUUGAUUAUUUGAAAUACGAUAAUUGCUUCAACCGUGGUCAGUUUGGCACUCCGGAGACUUCAUUCAAGCGCUACAAGGCAAUGUCCGAUGCUUUGAACAAAACUGGAAGACCAAUCUUCUACUCAUUGUGCAAUUGGGGUCAAGAUCUCACUUCCUAUUGGGGAUCAGCGAUCAGCAAUUCCUGGAGAAUUAGCGGUGACAUUACUGCUUCUUUUGACCGUCCAGACAGCAGAUGCCCGUGUGAUGAAGACGACUAUGAUUGUAAGCUGCCGGGGUUUCACUGCUCUAUCAUGAAUAUACUCGGCAAAGCUGCUCCCAUGGGUCAAAACGCAGGUCCUGGUGGGUGGAAUGACUUGGAUUGCUUGGAAGUUGGUGUUGGGAGCUUGACAGAUGAUGAGGAAGUCGCACAUUUUUCUAUGUGGUCAAUUGUUAAGUCGCCGCUCGUUAUUGGAGCCGACGUCAACAAGUUGGAUUCUACAUCGUACUCAGUCUACGCUAACCCCGCCGUGAUUGCAAUUAAUCAAGAUCCCGCUGGAGUUCCUGCGACUAGAAUAUGGAGAAAACAAGUACCUCAAGUUGACGGUAAUGGAAAAGGAGAAAUCCAGCUAUGGAGCGGGCCACUCGACAAUGGUGACCAGGUAGUGGCUUUGCUUAACGGAGCUUCUAUUCCUAUGACUAUGACAGCUAAAGUGGAUGACAUUUUUAUCGAUAGUGAUGAAGUGUCCGUGUCUUCAUGGAUAGCUUACGAUCUAUGGGCCAACAGAUUGGCGAAUAGUACUGCUUCGAGCAUUGUCCAAGGUGGGAGUCUGGACUACAGCAAAUACUACAAUGCAACAGAAUUGCCUUACGCCAGUGGUUUAGCCAAAAAUGAUUCCCGUUUAUUGGGUCAGCCCGUUGCCAAUGUGUCUAUCAAGAGCCCUCUAUCUGCCUAUGUACCAGCACAUGGCGUUGCUUUGUACAGAUUGAAGAAAGCCUGA